Zasmidium cellare ATCC 36951 is the source of this 465-nucleotide messenger RNA. RefSeq lists its product as uncharacterized. The record is from RefSeq and is a predicted model, not a curated record. Bases 1 to 465 code for a protein of 154 amino acids. The transcript has a single exon. NCBI's taxonomy places the organism in Eukaryota, Fungi, Ascomycota, Dothideomycetes, Mycosphaerellales, Mycosphaerellaceae.
AUGCCCCAUAUCGCUGGAUCGUCACCGGCCCCCAUUGUGGACACCCUUUGGGAUGUGCGCGGAUACGUUGCCUUCCUUGAACGCCCUGAGCUCUCAAGCAUUGCCGACUACAACGCCGAUCCUGAACUCAACCCAGACAACGUACAGAAGUACAUCAAAGUACGUGGGUACUACGAGACCUUCUGGAGUGGCCUCGCGCGCUCCGUCCUCCCAGACGGCCCGAGCGACACCGGCGACCCCGACAUCUAUCGCAACACGGAAUACUGGAAGCCUCAGCCCACUCUACCAUCAAGCGCCAAAGAGGCCCAGAAGGAAGAAUUGUUCGGCAGCAGCUCAGAGUGGCCAGUCACGCUGCUCGUGCGCCGCGAUCACGGAUCGCAGCCUCGCUCAGUGAGGGUUCCAGAGAAGCUGGUCACUUUGUUGAUAAUAGCUGCUAGUGUGGGAUCUGCUGUUCAGCGUGGAUAG